Molecule: messenger RNA, 1368 nt
Organism: Hydractinia symbiolongicarpus
Lineage: Eukaryota; Metazoa; Cnidaria; Hydrozoa; Anthoathecata; Hydractiniidae
Exons: 5
Coding region: 93-1073 (326 amino acids)
Source: RefSeq, a predicted model, not a curated record
UAAAUGUCCUGACAAUUAUGUGAUUUCAGAAUAUGACUUAAAUGUAAAAUGUUCCUGUAGCAAAACUCUAGUAGUGAGCUGUUUACAACAUAAUGGAUGCUCAUCUUCAAGACUUGUUUGCUACUGCUCUAGCUUCUGGUUUGAAUCGUAGCGACGUGAAGAAAACAGCUAACAUCAAAAAAUCUACCAAAGCAAAACUUGUUAAGAAACCUUUUGAUUUCCGUUAUGCUUCCUAUGUAAUUGGUUUGAUCAGUAUAUUAAUAGUGGUAGGUUUGCCGUUGCCAGCUUAUAAAAGACCUAUUCAACAUUUUAAACAAGUUUUUGCUGAUUAUGUCUAUGACUCGGAAUCACAAUGUCUGGUGUCGCAUGGUGGUGCAACAAUUGAACUCACUCGACCUGUAGCAAAAUGCAACAUAUGUAAAGGUAUAACAGAGGUGCCUGUCUUUUAUAAUAUGACCAAAGAAUAUUUUGUAAAGCAUCACGCCUAUUCUGGUAUACCUGUGUUAAUAAAAAAGGGGACUGGUAACUGGACAGCUUUAUCUGUAUUCAGUUACCAGUACUUUAAGAAGCUCUAUACCAAGACGAAAUCUUUAGACGAGUUCGAUGAGAAGGAAUGCCAGUUUUUUGGCUACAAAACAAACUUGCGGACACUAAAACAUGUGUUCACAAUGAGUAAAAAGCGAUCUGAACUGAAAAAGGAUCAAUGGUAUAUUGGAUGGAGUAAUUGCAUUCCCAAAGUUCAAAAUAUAUUGCGCAAGCAUUAUAGCCGUCCAGCUUUUUUACCUGAUGAUUCUGAAUCUAGCAGCUUGGAUUGGAUAUUUAUGGGCGGUAGUGGAAACGGAGCCUUAAUGCAUAUUGAUAGUGUAAACAGACCAUCGUGGCAAGCCAUGAUCACUGGGAAGAAGACUUGGUAUUUUGAACCUCCACCGGAGUGUGAAUUUGAAUGUCCAAGACACUUGAGUGCUACCAUGGAACCAGGAGAUAUAUUGGUGGCAGACACGAACAGAUGGUACCACUCCACCUUUAUACAUCCUGGUGACUUAGCAAUCACGAUUGGAUCUGAAUACGAUUAAAAUUUUUAAUAACAUAUUUUUAUACCAGAGUAUUUCCAGUUCAUUGUUUUUCUAUUCUUUGUUUUCUAACAGAAAAUAUUUGUACAAUGUUCAACGAAGACCAUAUUGCGUUUUUUUAUUUGUUUUUAUAUUUGGUAACGGUAGCUGGUGAAAUUGGUAAAAUGACUAAUUGUUGUAUGCAUUACAGAUGUCUUUAUCAUUAGAGUGUUGACACUUGUAUAAAAUUUUCAACUUUUGUAAAAAAGCGAAAAUUGUAUAAUAAAGUGUUAAUGAAGUAUACGUGGUAUUGAUUUCU